AGUCCCGAGUGGUGACCGAGUCCCACCCACUCCCCGCAGCUGCCGUUCUGGUCCGCACAACCUUUCACCCUGCUGCGGGAUGAGCAGAGCGGCGGCCUGCGUGGAACCCCAUGGAGGAGCAGGCGCGGCCGCCUGGCCGCCCGGCCGCGAGUGCAACCUUGCAGGGUAGCGCGCAUCCGGGAGGGGCGGCUUCCACGGCCACUGCAGCCGCGCUGUCGUUCAGCUCCGUAGCCACGGUAACGCUGGGAAACCAAAGCGAUGCGGGCAGGCCGGAGGCAGCGGGGUCUCGGGGACCCGCACCGCUGCUAUGGCACGGGGCAGCGGUGGCCGCCCAGGCGCUCGUGCUCCUGCUCAUCUUCUUGCUGUCUAGCCUGGGCAACUGCGCGGUGAUGGGGGUGAUCGUGAAGCAUCGGCAGCUGCGCACGGUCACAAACGCCUUCAUCCUGUCGCUGUCCCUGUCGGACCUGCUCACUGCGCUGCUCUGCCUACCCGCCGCCUUCCUCGAUCUAUUCGCGCCUCCCGGAGACUCUGGGCCCUGGCGCAGCUUCUGCGCAGCCAGCCGCUUCUUCAGUUCGUGUUUCGGAAUCGUAUCCACGUUCAGCGUGGCGCUCAUCUCGCUGGACCGCUACUGCGCCAUCGUGCGGCCGCCGCGGGACAAGCUGGGCCGGCGGCGCGCGCUGCAGCUGCUGGCAGGAGCGUGGUUGGCUGCGCUGGGCUUCUCCCUGCCCUGGGACCUGCUCAGGGCACCCCGGGAGCCCCCCGCUCCGCAGAGCUUCCACCGCUGCCUUUACAGAACCUCCCCAGACCCUGCGCAGCUGGGCGUCGCCUACAGCGUGGGACUGGUGGUGGCUUGCUACUUGCUGCCCUUCCUACUGAUGUGUUUCUGCCGCUACCACAUCUGCAAGACCGUGCGCCUGUCGGACGUGCGCGUGCGGCCGAUGACCACUUACGCGCGCGUGCUGCGCUUCUUCAGCGAGGUGCGCACAGCCACCACCGUGCUCAUCAUGAUUAUCUUUGUCAUGUGCUGCUGGGGUCCCUACUGCUUCCUGGUGCUGCUGGCCGCGACCCGGCAGGGUCAGGCCACGCAGGCUCCCUCGCUGCUCAAUGUGGCGGCUGUUUGGCUGACCUGGGCCAAUGGGGCUAUCAACCCGGUCAUAUAUGCCAUCCGCAACCCCAACAUUUCCAUGCUCCUAGGACGCAACCGCGAAGAAGGGUACAGGACUAGAAACAUGGAUGCUUUUUUGCCUAGCCAAGGCCUAGGUUUUCAAGCCAGAAGUCGCAAUCGCCUUCGAAAUGGCUGUGCCAACAGGCUUGGGGCUUGCAGCAGGAUGCCUUCUUCCAACCCAGCUAGUGGGUCAGGAGGGGAAGUGGUCAUGUGGGCUCGAAAAAAUCCAGUUGUGCUCUUCUUCCGAGAGGGUCCACCGGACUCAGUUAUGGAAGUCGGCAAACUGCAUAAUUCUGAAACCAGGGACAGCAGCAUUUAAGAAGGGCAGGGGUGGACAGCUUGUACAUUUCCACCCCUCUCAUUGAAUGAUGUGGGAACCCGGGGAGAAUCGUUUAUUUAAAACUAAACAUAAAGCCAAACAUUUAAAACUAAAAAGACAGAAAUGGGAGGGUUACUACUUCAUUCUCAAAUUUAAAAUGUAAAAGAACAUUCCCUUUCUUCAAAUGCGGCCAAGGGAAUGUGAAAUGCAAAAAAAAUAAAAACAAUCUUAAGCCACACAACCAAGCACUUUAAGGCGUAAGUGCUAAAAAGCAACAAAAAAUAAAAUUCACCGUUAUUGAAGAGCUCGUGUUACAGGAAUCACACUGUGAGACAAAAAUCAUUGAACUGAACUUAACAGUUGUAUUCAAAUACUGUUUUUUGUUUGUUUGUUUGUUUGCUUGUUUGUUUCUAAUGAACUGAGUCCCUUGGAUCUGUUUGAAGGCCCCUGUACUUUCACCAGAAUUCAGCAGACCUUCAGAUUCUAGAGCCUGCAUGGCUGACCUGCUUCGGGUGCUCAGAGCAGAAACUUAGGCAGAGCAGAAACGUCAUUACGCAGAUUGGUGUGCUCUCCCGGAAUUUUUGUGCAAGAUUUUAAAUUUAGAGUUUAUUUUAAAAGACUUCUGGAUUUUUUAAAGGUCUUUUAUUACUAGAUAUAAUUCAGCGGUCCAAAGGGCAAAGAGAACAUACUGUAGUUGUUUAAACAGAAGUCUAAUAUUAUACAUAAAAACCAAUGUUUCUUUUAAGCCCGUUUUAGCCCCCAAAUUAUCUGUCUUGGAAAAUCACAGCUGUGUCCUUCCUAGAAACUGUUCCUGUUUGAUAGCUUGUAUGGGUGCCACUCCAAAUGUUUUCAUUAAUAAUAAUAAUAAUAAUAAUAAUAAUAAUAAUAAUAAUAAUUUUCAUACUAGAAAAAAAUCUUUCUCUAUUGGGGCAACUUUUUUAUAGAGCCCAAACUGUAAUUUGAAAUCAAAUUCUUUGAAUAUAGUGAGUGAUGUUAAAUAUGUAUGUAGGCAUACAUAUUACACAUAUAGUACUGGCUUUCCUAUUUAGCCUUUAACUGCCAAAUGUGAUUCCAAAAUGGAAUUCUAAAAGUAGUUUGAAAAGUAUGACCACGUUCUUGGAAUAGCCAUAGAACGUCCUAAGAGGACAUACGUUCUAUUUAGAAGUUUCGGUAUGCUUUAGUAGCAGAUUGCUGCCUUACAGGUAUAUUAUAGUCAUCAUUACAAAGAUAAUUGGUUUUUGGGUUACAAGGUGGGAUAAAAGUCCAUUGGCACAAGGUUGGAGAGAUACCUCAAGCCAACUGAAAAUAUUUUCAGAAAUUUGCAAAAAAUCUUUUAAUAACUCAGAAGCACAAUCUAGAGCUCUGUGUGUGUGAAAUGUCUCACACUGAACGUCCCUUGGGACUUGUUGCCCUGCCUGACUCUGCUUCUCUCUUACCCAGUGUUCCAUCGCUUUAGCUGAACACGCACUUUAAAAAGUAUGAAACUGCAUCUGUUAUGUGAAGAUUUCACUAUGUGAACUAGCCAGCAUUACAUAAAUGUCAAGCAUUUAAGAUGUUCAUUCUCCUGUGAGUCUCCAUGUGCCGAGUGAAUGUACAUUGCUUUGUAAUCAAAGAUGGAAAUACAUGAUUUGUACCUUGACGAGC
Mus musculus (house mouse) is the source of this 3128-nucleotide messenger RNA. RefSeq names its product G protein-coupled receptor 135 (gene Gpr135). The transcript has a single exon. The coding region runs from base 111 to 1484 and encodes 457 amino acids. Gene Ontology annotation, biological process: G protein-coupled receptor signaling pathway. The record is from RefSeq and is marked validated. Gene Ontology annotation, cellular component: membrane; endosome; plasma membrane. NCBI's taxonomy places the organism in Eukaryota, Metazoa, Chordata, Mammalia, Rodentia, Muridae. Gene Ontology annotation, molecular function: arrestin family protein binding; G protein-coupled receptor activity.